CAACACUACAACAAUCAUCAACUUCUUCUCUAAUCAAAAGUUAAACACUUAAGACAUUGAAAGAAAAACAAAUGACGAAGAUUUUCUCUCUAUUGGUCGCAAUGAUCUUCUCCACAAUGUUCUUCAUGAAGAUCAGCUCAGUUUCUGCUGGUUGGUUGCAAGCUCAUGCGACCUUUUAUGGUGGAAGUGAUGCUUCUGGUACAAUGGGUGGAGCUUGUGGUUAUGGGAACCUAUACACAGACGGUUACAAGACAAACACAGCAGCGUUAAGCACGGCACUGUUUAACGACGGCAAGUCAUGCGGUGGAUGUUACCAAAUCGUGUGUGAUGCAACCAAAGUACCACAAUGGUGUCUUAAAGGAAGAUCAAUCACAAUCACAGCCACAAACUUCUGUCCACCAAACUUUGCUCAGGCAAGCGACGAUGGAGGAUGGUGCAACCCACCAAGACCUCACUUUGACAUGGCUCAGCCUGCGUUUCUAACCAUCGCUAAGUACAAAGCUGGAAUCGUUCCCAUUCUCUACAAAAGGGUUGGAUGUAGAAGAAGCGGAGGGAUGAGAUUUACGAUGAAUGGUAGAAACUAUUUCGAGCUUGUUCUCAUCUCAAACGUAGCAGGAGCUGGUGACAUCUCUAAAGUUUGGAUCAAAGGCUCUAAGAGCAACAAGUGGGAGACAAUGUCAAGAAAUUGGGGAGCUAACUAUCAGAGCAACACUUUCCUUAAUGGACAAUCUCUCUCUUUCAAAGUUCAACUCAGUGAUGGAAGCAUCAAAGCAGCUCUCAACGUUGUUCCUUCGAAUUGGCAGUUUGGUCAGAGCUUCAAGAGCAACAUUAACUUCUGAUCUCAGUAAUGAUGGGGUUUAUGGUUUUUAUCCAUCUUUUGUAUUUACUUUCAUUGGGUAUUUUUGCUUCCUCUGUUGCAUCAUCAUCGUCUGCGAGGUAAGCUGCUUGUUUUAUAGCCUUAUCAUAGUCUUGCUUCCGGAGAGUUUAUAAUCUGGAGAAGACUCAAGCAGUGAUGAUUGUAUUUGUACAUUCAUGAAGAAUAUGUUUACU
Molecule: messenger RNA, 1050 nt
Organism: Arabidopsis arenosa
Lineage: Eukaryota; Viridiplantae; Streptophyta; Magnoliopsida; Brassicales; Brassicaceae
Source: the annotation of a GenBank genome assembly